GUGGUGCCGAGACACAAAGGAAUACUGAAAGUAGACACUGAUGAAGAAGUUAACUCCGGGAGUAAAGCUGUCAUGGAAGUCAAGAAAUCAAAGAAAAAGGUUAUUCUCAGUCAAGACUACGACAAUCCAGCUGAUAAAGAUGUUGAAAUUCCAGGAGCAGACCCUAAAGACGAUGAAGACCUUCCGACUUGCCUGAUGUGUGUGUGUCUAACGGGGUCAGUGUAUUGCGAGGACGUUUCUCCAGACAUGACAACAGUUCCCGCACUGCCACAGGAGACGGCUUACCUCUAUGCAUGCUUUAAUAAAAUCACAAAAAUAACCAAUAAAGACUUUGCUAAUAUUGCCACACUGAAAAGAAUUGACCUCUCCGGCAACCUGAUCUCAGAAAUAGAAGAUGGAGCCUUUUCCAAACUCAGUCAUCUCGAAGAACUAACACUCGCUGGGAACAAGCUGGUCAAGCUGCCGAUGCUGCCCGCGAAUCUCCUGUCUCUCGAUGUCAAUCACAAUUUACUCAAAACUAAAGGAGUCAAAGCUAACAUUUUCAAGAAGCUGAUCAAGCUAGCAUACCUGUACCUUGGAGACAACGGGCUAGAAGCCAUCCCGCCGCUGCCCGAAAGUCUGCGUGUGGUUCAUCUACAUAACAACAACAUAACAUCACUGACAGACGACACGUUCUGCAAAGGGAACAGCACGCACUACAUCAGGCACAACAUGCAGGAGGUGCGGCUGGAUGGAAAUCCCAUAACACUGGCUCAACAUCCCAACAGCUUCAUCUGUCUGAGAGCGCUGCCUAUUGGACACUACAAGUGAUCCGCUGAGGAGAAGAAAAUGUUCCUUUAGCUCUCAUCCAACUGGCAAAGCUGC
Messenger RNA from Danio rerio (zebrafish), 864 nucleotides. It is a transcript of the gene ognb, whose product is annotated as osteoglycin, paralog b. Gene Ontology annotation, cellular component: gel phase of interstitial matrix. The record is from RefSeq and is marked provisional. NCBI's taxonomy places the organism in Eukaryota, Metazoa, Chordata, Actinopteri, Cypriniformes, Danionidae.